CACUUUGACUGAGGAGACAUGGCGUCGACAAACCACAGCAUUACAACUGAGGAUUACUCGGAGUACUAUAGUGCAACAGAAAGUGGCAGCUUCCAGCUCUGCAGCAACAGCAAUGUAAGUGCAUUCAGCCAGGUCUUCCUGCCUACCCUCUACAGCAUCGUCUUUGUUAUAGGCUUUAUUGGCAACGGCCUGGUGUUGUGCGUCCUGGUCAAAUACCACCAACGUUCAAAUGUGACAGAUGUCUGUCUCUUCAACCUGACGCUUUCAGACCUGCUCUUUCUCAUCUCGUUACCUUUCUGGGCUCACUACGCUGCCAUCAGUGAGUGGACCUUUGGGAACUUCAUGUGCCAUGCAGUGACGGCGUUUUACAUGCUAGGAUUCUAUGGAAGCAUCUUUUUCAUGAUCCUCAUGACAUUGGAUCGCUAUGCCGUCAUUGUCCAUGCUCAGACCUCCCUCUUUUCCAAGCACCGGUCUGUCAGAGCUAGCAUAGUUAUGGCUUUCUUUAUGUGGGUACUUAGCUUUGCAGCUUCUCUGCCCAACAUCAUUUUCUCCCAAGCGAAGAAUACAUCGGCAGGCUGGACAUGCAAAGAGGAAUAUCCAGAAGGAACAUCUUGGAAGUUAGUCUCUUACAUUGAACUCAAUAUCCUUGGCUUAAUUAUUCCUCUAUCAGUGAUGGUGUUCUGUUACUCGCGCAUCAUCCCUAUCUUAAUGGUCAUAAAGUCUCAGAAGAAGCACAAAGCUAUCAGACUCAUCCUGGCUUUGGUUAUUGUAUUCUUCCUCUUCUGGACACCUUACAACAUCAUCAUCUUUCUGAAGUUCCUGCAUCAAUUAGGCUACAUGACAAGCUGCAAGUGGCAAAAUGACCUGAACAUGGCUGCUCAGUGGGUGGAAACCAUAGCGUUCAGUCACUGCUGCCUCAACCCCAUCAUCUACGCCUUUGUGGGGCAGAAAUUCAGGAAUUUGGUUAUCAAGAUACUAAAGCAAUGGUUUCCUGUUUGCUUUGUUCACUGCACAACAAUCGCCAGCGAGUUCUCCGAGAGAAAGGGCUCCAUGUCCUCACGCUCCUCAGUGGUUUCCAGCACAAAGAUUGUGUAGCCAAAAUAUAUACAGUACAUCAAAGACUAAAAGAACAUAAAAAACUUAAAACUUUAUUGCUUUUAUUUUAAAGUGCAUUUACAUUUGUAAACCAUUCAACAUAUUUA
Tachysurus vachellii is the source of this 1202-nucleotide messenger RNA. Its product is annotated as C-C chemokine receptor type 5-like. Lineage: Eukaryota; Metazoa; Chordata; Actinopteri; Siluriformes; Bagridae. Gene Ontology annotation, cellular component: membrane. Gene Ontology annotation, molecular function: chemokine receptor activity. The transcript has 2 exons. Bases 19 to 1095 code for a protein of 358 amino acids. Gene Ontology annotation, biological process: chemotaxis; immune response; G protein-coupled receptor signaling pathway. The record is from RefSeq and is a predicted model, not a curated record.